Messenger RNA from Brugia malayi, 168 nucleotides. RefSeq lists its product with no specific name. Bases 1 to 168 code for a protein of 55 amino acids. The record is from RefSeq and is a predicted model, not a curated record. Lineage: Eukaryota; Metazoa; Nematoda; Chromadorea; Rhabditida; Onchocercidae. The transcript has 2 exons.
AUGAGGAACAUAUUGAUAUUAUUGAUUGUCUUAUUAAUAAUCGUAAAUGUAGAGUCGUUUGGUUGGGGAUACUCAUAUUAUGGUGGACAAUCACAAGAUUUUGGAGAUUUCCCAGCGUUUAAUCCAGGGUCAGCGAUCGCUGGUGCUGUACUGGGCAAGAAGAAAUAA